AUGAUGAUGAUGAUCUCUGAUCUCUCGUCUGAGCACGAGCACGAGGCCACUGGAUCCAGCUCCUAUGGCGGGGACAUGGCCAGCUACGCCCGGGCCCUCAGCCCUCUCUUCCUCGCACGGGCGGCCUCGGGCACCACCGUGCUGCCGCCGGCACCUCCACAGCAGCCGGAGGAGCCCAACAAGGCGGCGGGGACCAAGAGGAAGAGAAGCCAGCCCGGAAACCCAGACCCCGGCGCUGAGGUGAUCGCGCUGUCGCCGCGCACGCUGGUGGCGACGAACCGGUUCGUGUGCGAGAUCUGCAACAAGGGGUUCCAGCGGGACCAGAACCUGCAGCUGCACCGCCGGGGCCACAACCUCCCCUGGAAGCUCCGCCAGCGCAGCAGCCUCCCGUCAGGCUCCGGUUCCGGCGGCAGGCAGGGUGGUGAGGCGGCCGCGCCGGCGGCGCCGCGCAAGCGCGUGUACGUCUGCCCCGAGCCAACGUGCGUCCACCACGACCCGGCGAGAGCUCUGGGGGAUUUGACUGGGAUCAAGAAGCACUUCUCUCGGAAGCACGGGGAGAAGCGGUGGCGCUGCGAGCGCUGCGGGAAGCGCUACGCCGUGCAGUCGGACUGGAAGGCGCACGUCAAGGGGUGCGGCACGCGCGAGUAUCGCUGCGACUGCGGCAUCCUCUUCUCCAGGAAGGACAGCCUGCUCACGCACAGGGCCUUUUGUGAUGCCCUAGCAGAGGAGAGCGCAAGGCUUCUUGCAGCAGCAAACAACAGCAGCACUAUCACCACCACAACCAGCAGCAGCAACAAUGAUCUUCUCAGCACCAACAAUAUCACACCAUUAUUCCUCCCGUUCUCCAACUCUCCUCCUGUCGUUGCGCCCGCACAAAACCCUAACAAUACCCUCUUCUUCCUGCACCAAGAGCUGUCUCCCUUCCUGCAGCCGAGGAUGAUGAUGCAACAACCCUCGCCCUAUCUUGACCUCCAUAUGCAUGUAGACGCCAGCAUCACCACCACCACCAUCACCGGUGGUAGCGGCAUCCUCACCGACACGCCGGCGGUCAACUUUGGUCUCACUCUGGACGGCUCAGUGGCCACCGUCGGCCACCGGCGCCUCACUAGGGACUUCCUCGGCGUCGAUGGUGGCGGUCAUCAGGUGGAGGAGCUGCAGCUUCCACUGUGCGCCACAGCAGCUGCGGCCAGUCGCACCGCCAGCUGCGCCACCGACCUGACAGCAAAGCAGUACCUCGGCGGCCGGCUGCCGCCGGUCAAUGAGACGUGGAGCCACAACUUCUAG
Molecule: messenger RNA, 1284 nt
Organism: Miscanthus lutarioriparius
Lineage: Eukaryota; Viridiplantae; Streptophyta; Magnoliopsida; Poales; Poaceae
Source: the annotation of a GenBank genome assembly